This is a messenger RNA of Symbiodinium pilosum, 461 nucleotides long. The record is from the annotation of a GenBank genome assembly. Lineage: Eukaryota; Dinophyceae; Suessiales; Symbiodiniaceae.
GCUUACAUGGCCUCCCUAUUUUGGCUGAUUGUGAGCUCCUGGUCGUCUCACCCCUCAGUCGGGCAGUGCAAACAGCAGCAGCGGCUUUUGGAGAACAUCCAGCUUGCCGAACGGUCUUGACUGCAUUGCACACUGAGCGAUGCUGUUCCGUUUCCGAUGAGGGCCGCUGCAAGUCAGAUUUGGCCGGGAUGUUUCCUUUCCUGGAAACAUGGGAGGGUUUCGCAGAGCUUGACGAGAAUUGGACGCCAAAGUGCAGCACUGACAAAGCCUGGCGUGAGACGCGUGUGCCUGCAUUCCUGGAAUGGCUUGCUGCGCAACCUGAGAAACGCAUAGUGGUAGUCGGCCACGGGGCAUUCUUCUCUGCACUGCUGGGCAGGUACUUGGCCAACUGUGAAGUGGCGGAGUUUGCCGAAUCAUGGCAUGGUGGACGAGAGCGACUGCGGGGCUGGCAAGGACUUUAA